Molecule: messenger RNA, 10332 nt
Organism: Medicago truncatula (barrel medic)
Lineage: Eukaryota; Viridiplantae; Streptophyta; Magnoliopsida; Fabales; Fabaceae
Product: chromatin structure-remodeling complex protein SYD
Exons: 35
Coding region: 167-9964 (3265 amino acids)
Molecular function (GO): ATP binding; histone binding
Source: RefSeq, a predicted model, not a curated record
ACUUUGCGCUGUGUUUGGUUUUUAUUUUUUAUUUAUUACGCCAAAAAUAACAAAAACCCGUUUUUGGUUUCAUUUUCUUCUUCUUCUUCUUCACACACCGUGAGCAGCUGAACCUGAAACCAGAUUUUGAGACUCGUCUCUUUCAUCUCUGAUCCGGACAAAUGAGAUGGCAUCUCCACAGAAUGUCGAGUUGGAGGCUGCCAAGUUUCUGCAUAAACUUAUUCAAGAUUCUAAAGAUGAGCCAGUCAAGUUGGCUACUAAACUCUAUGUGAUACUACAACAUAUGAAAUCCAGCGGAAAGGAACAUUCAAUGCCAUAUCAAGUGAUAUCAAGGGCAAUGGAGACUGUCAUCAACCAACAUGGCCUUGAUAUUGAAGCACUGAAGUCGUCACGUCUUCCUUUGACUGGUGUUCCGCAGAUAGGAUCUUCUUCACAAGCAGUGGGUGGUGCAAAAGAUUCCAGACCAAGUUUGGCUGAAAGCGAGGCUCCCAAAAUGGAACCCUUUACUUCUGGUCGACCACCAAUUGCCCCAACUGGCGGAGCUCCUGAUUAUUAUCAAGGAUCUGUAGCUCAGAGGAGUAAUCAAUCUUUUGAUCAAGAAAGUCCAUCUAGUUUGGAUUCUAGGUCUGCUAACUCACUGUCACAAGAUAAACGUGAUACUGUCAUUUGGGACAAACAGGCGAAUCAAAAGGAUGGUAAGAAAGGUAACACAAAAAGAAAGAGGGGUGAUUCCACAUCACCUGUGGAAAUGCAUGUUGACAGUUCUUCUCUAGUAGAACCUCGCAACACUGGUGUUAAUACAAGGAAGGGGAAAAUGACCAAGACUGAACCAUCAGAUGGUAUUCCAGCUAAAAGUGGUGAAAUGACAAACUUUAGCGUGGUUCCAAAUAACAGUCAAAUGGAGAAUAUUUCAACUUUUUCUGGAAACAUGAAAACAAUGCUUAGGGCAAACCCAGAAGGUCAUCAUUUAUUGGCAAAGCAAACUGAUUCGACAAAUAUUGGCAAUCCAACGGGGCGGGCUCCAAAUUCAAAGUAUCCAGAAGACUUGGAAGUUUCCUCUGCUCAUAUUGCUCCUGGGAAGCAGCAAGGUGCAUAUGCUAGGGUUCAUGGAGGGAUGGUGGUUCCUGCUAAUGUGUCUGCAAUGAACGAACCAGUUUUCUCAAGUUCCAUGCAAUAUGGUGUUCCUCUUAAUCGUGAUGGGGGGAGUUCAAAUACUUUAGCUGAUGGGCAUCAAAUAUCUCAGAUUGGCAGGCAAAAUAGUGGCUCAGAAAUGACUAUGCUUAGACAAGGUGUUCCCCCUAGAGAUACAGGAAAAUCCCCAGUUCCUGCUGCAUCAUCUACUAUGCCUUUCAAAGAAAACCAGUUAAAACAACUUCGAGCUCAGUGCCUUGUUUUUCUAGCUUUUAGAAAUGGUUUACCGCCAAAGAAACUACAUCUUGAAGUUGCAUUUGGAACCUUUUUUGCUAGAGAAGAUGGUUCUAAUAAAGAUUCAAAUGACCCCAAAGGAAAAUCACAGUCUUUUAGUGAGCCUGGUAACAUGCCAGGUGUCAUAAUGCCAUUUGGAAGUUCGAGCAAUCUAAGACCGACUGAUAAAAAUCCUUCAGGGUCCUCUGCUGGAAAAUUUUUAGAGGCUGAAUCUUUUAUGAAGGGAACUGAUGGCACAAGAUUGUUAGAAGACAAAGGUAACCUUCAUUCUGACAUCCAGACACCUUCAGAAGACAGCAAACAUCUUGCCGCAAAAAGAGAUGUUGAGAGACGAAUCCAAGAAAGAGUCGCUGCACAAUCUUCUUCAGCUACUCCAUAUCAGCAGAAAGAUUCUUCAAGUUCAAGGGGUAUUGUAGUUGGUAACAGUAAUUUGGAUGAUAGUGACAAUGGUAUCUUGACGGCUGGAAGAGCUAACCAACCUUCUGUUGUAGGCCCUAAUAACUGGACUGGAUUUGCUGGUCCUAGCGAGGCUUCAAAGGGACCUCCACAGGUCUCUACUUCUCAACAUGAGUUACCUAUAGAAAGAAGAGAGAAUAUUCCUACUCACUUUCAGAGUGUUGUCAACAGUCGUGGUUCCUGGAAUCCCAAUUCUGUUAAUCACUUGACUUCUUAUUCUUUGAAAGAGCACUGGAAACCUGUUCCAGGGAUUGAUAGCAAUCACCACGGAGGAGUAACCACGAUGAAUGGAAAUGUAUUGGGCAAAAAUGUUUCUGCAGAGCAAGGAGGAAAUGAUAAGUUAGCAUCAGCUGAUUUGCCAUCUAAAAAAUUUACAAUGUCAGAGAGAUGGAUUAUGGAUCAGCAGAAAAAGAGGCUUCUAGUUCAGCAAAAUUGGAUGCAAAAACAGCAGAAAGCAAAGGAAAGAAUGACAACAUGUUUUCACAAGUUAAAGGAAAAUGUGAGCUCAUGCGAAGAUAUUUCUGCUAAGACAAAAAGUGUCAUAGAGUUGAAAAAACUUCAACUAUUAGAUCUUCAACGUCGACUUCGGAGUGAUUUUCUGAACGAUUUCUUCAAACCAGUUACAUCUGAGUUGGAACAUUUGAAAUCAUUUAAGAAAAACAGGCAUGGUAGGAGAGUCAAACAACUUGAAAGGUAUGAGCUGAAAAUGAAGGAAGAGCGGCAGAAACGGAUUCGUGAGAGGCAGAAGGAGUUUUUCACUGAGAUAGAAGUUCACAAGGAAAAACUUGAUGAUGUAUUCAAAAUCAAGAGAGAACGGUGGAAGGGUGUCAAUAGAUAUGUGAAGGAAUUCCAUAAAAGAAAGGAACGUAUUCAUCGUGAAAAAAUUGAUAGAAUCCAGCGGGAGAAGAUUAAUUUGCUAAAAAUAAACGACGUGGAAGGUUAUCUUCGUAUGGUGCAGGAUGCAAAAUCAGAUCGUGUGAAGCAACUCCUUAAAGCGACUGAAAAGUACCUUCAAAAGCUUGGGUCUAAGCUACAGGAAGCAAAGGCUGCUGCAGAACGUUCAGGGCAGGACGUUGAUGAGGGAGGAAGUACCAAUUUUCUUGAGAAUAGUGAAACUACUUUGGUAGACGAGGAUGAAAGUGAUCAGGCUAAGCAUUACAUGGAAAGUAACGAGAAGUAUUAUAAGAUGGCCCACAGUGUAAAGGAGAGCAUUGCAGAGCAGCCAUCUAUUCUGCAUGGCGGAAAAUUAAGAGAAUAUCAAAUGAAUGGUCUGAGGUGGUUGGUUUCGCUAUACAACAAUCAUUUGAAUGGAAUCCUUGCGGAUGAAAUGGGUCUGGGUAAAACAGUUCAGGUGAUUUCUCUAAUUUGCUACCUGAUGGAAACCAAAAAUGAUAGAGGACCAUUCCUUGUUGUUGUACCCUCUUCAGUUCUACCCGGUUGGGAGUCAGAGAUAAACUUUUGGGCUCCUAGUAUUCAUAAAAUUGUCUAUGCUGGACCGCCAGAGGAGAGACGCCGGUUAUUCAAGGAAAGGAUUGUUCACCACAAAUUCAAUGUUCUUUUGACAACGUAUGAAUAUCUGAUGAACAAGCAUGAUAGACCAAAGCUGAGCAAAGUACAUUGGCACUAUAUAAUAAUUGAUGAAGGCCACCGAAUAAAGAAUGCUUCUUGCAAGUUGAAUGCUGACUUGAAACACUACCAGAGCUCUCACAGAUUGCUGCUAACUGGAACACCAUUGCAGAACAACCUUGAAGAACUAUGGGCACUACUUAACUUCUUGUUGCCUAACAUAUUCAAUUCAUCGGAGGACUUUUCUCAAUGGUUUAAUAAGCCAUUUGAGAGUGCUGGAGAUAACUCACCCGAUGAAGCUUUACUGUCUGAGGAGGAGAAUCUCUUGAUCAUAAAUCGUCUGCACCAAGUUUUAAGACCAUUUGUACUUCGGAGGCUUAAACACAAGGUUGAAAAUCAGCUGCCUUCGAAGAUUGAGAGACUUAUAAGAUGUGAGGCUUCUUCAUAUCAAAAACUUUUGAUGAAGAGAGUGGAAGAUAAUCUUGGUGCUAUUGGCACUUCAAAGGCUCGGUCAGUACACAACUCUGUCAUGGAGCUUCGAAAUAUAUGCAAUCAUCCAUAUCUCAGCCAGCUUCACUCAGAGGAGGUAGAUCACUAUAUACCUAAGCAUUAUCUGCCACCAAUUAUUAGACUUUGUGGGAAGCUUGAGAUGUUGGACCGUGUUUUACCUAAAUUGAAGGCAACGGAUCACCGGGUUCUUUUCUUUUCGACGAUGACUAGGCUUCUGGAUGUUAUGGAAGAAUACUUAACUUCAAAACAGUAUCGGUACCUCCGAUUGGAUGGGCAUACAUCAGGAGGUGAUCGUGGUGCUCUAAUUGACCUAUUUAACAAACCUGAUUCCCCAUAUUUUAUUUUCUUACUCAGCAUUCGAGCCGGUGGUGUUGGAGUGAAUCUUCAAGCUGCUGAUACAGUGAUUUUAUUUGACACUGAUUGGAAUCCCCAGGUUGAUCUGCAAGCUCAGGCAAGGGCUCAUAGAAUUGGUCAAAAGAAAGAUGUUCUUGUUCUUCGCUUUGAAACAGUACAAACUGUUGAAGAACAAGUCAGAGCUUCAGCUGAGCACAAACUUGGUGUUGCUAAUCAGAGCAUUACUGCUGGAUUUUUUGACAACAAUACAAGUGCCGAAGAUCGAAGAGAAUACUUGGAAUCUCUUCUGCGUGAGUGUAAGAAAGAAGAGGCUGCACCUGUUUUGGAGGAUGAUGCUCUAAAUGAUGUCUUAGCCCGCAGUGAAGCAGAGUUAGAUGUGUUUGAGGCUGUUGACAGAAACAGGAAGGAAAGUGAGCUGGCUACAUGGAAGAAUUUGGUCCUAGGGCAUUCAGCUGAUGGCUCGGAUGUUAUUCCUCCCCUUCCUUCUCGACUUGUCACUGAUGAAGACCUGAAACAGUUCAAUGAAGCAAUGAAGAUAUAUGAUGAUGUGCCUAAGGGUGAAAUAGAUUCUAAUGGAGUAAAACGGAAGAGAGGAGCUCUUGGUGGCCCUGACACUCAACAUUAUGGCAGAGGAAAACGUGCAAGAGAGGUACGUUCCUAUGAAGAGCAAUGGACAGAGGAGGAGUUUGAGAAGAUGUGUCAGACUGAAACACCAGAUUCUCCCAAAGUAAAAGGGUCUGAGGUGAGCCAUCCAACCAAUACUACCGGCUCUGUUGUAUCUGCCACUGUCAAAAAACCUGCUGCUGUGCCUCCUGUGGCUCCAAUGUUGCCACCUGUUGCUCCAAUAUUGCCGUCUGUUGUCCCAAUAUUGCCAUCUGUCGAGAGUUUGCCGGUGCAGCAUGUUAAAGAGAUAACACCACCGGCAAAACGUGGCCGUGGAAGACCAAAAAGAAUUGCUUCAGAUAAGUCACCAGCUGCCGUAAUCCCUCCAGUAACUUCUAGAAUUGCUGAAGUGCAGUUACAGAAGGGAAACGAGCCUGGACAUUUAACAUCAUCUGCUCCUGAUACCGUUGGUCAUUCUGCAGAAGUUACAGGUGUGGGUGGACCUAUGCAGCAGUCUACUACAGGAGUGACUGCUAACAUACCUCCUGCCACUCCUAUGCCUACUAAUCCACUUAAUUCUCAGUCAGCUGCAACUCCUAUGCCUACUAAUACAGGACCUGUGCAGCAGUCUAAUACAGAAGUGGCUGCUAAUGUACUGUCUGCCACUCCUAUGCUUUCUCAGUCAGCCGCUGCUUCUGUACCUAUUCAUGCAAAAGGACGAGGACGGAAAACUCAGAGUGGCCGGGAAUGGCCUAGGCGUCGAGGGAAGAAGCAGGUUGUGAUGUCGCCUCCUGUACCUGCUAGUUCUGUUGGUCCUGAUGUCAAGAUCAAUGAGCAAUUGGAAGAUAAAAUAGUGAGUCCUUCAGGUCAAGUUAUUCCGCAGAGUGAAACUGUUCCUAGCGCUACUGCUGUACACCAUCCAACUGCUGUUUCAGUUUCUGCUUCAAACUGUGGAAACGAUAAUUUGGGUGUUGAUGUUGUUUUGAAUUCUCAGCUACCCCUCCUUCCCUUGCCCUCUGUUACUACUCUGUCUCCAACUGUCCCCAGUGAUCCAUCUGUACAGAUGCAAAGUAAAGGGCAAAUUGGAAAGUCACAAGUUGGAGCUGGAACUCCUCGGCGCAGGGGAAAGAAACAGGCAACAAUGUCACCUCCUGUUCCAGUGGUCUUAGGUCUUCAGAGCAUGGAUCCAACUUCUAAUUUACCAACCUCAUCGGACGCUGUAUCAGGCGAUAAAAGAACUGAAUUAAGCAACUUGCUGGAGAACAAUGUUCAAGAAUCAAAAUGUAUCAUCCAGGAUCAAGCGUCACAGAAUAAUCAGGCUUUAAAAACAUUGGACGAAUCAGAUGAUUUAGCCAAGCAGGCAGUGAUCUCGCCUUCGUGUGAAGAUAGUACAGUCAAUUCUCAAGGGCAAGAUUUAGAGAAGGUUAAGAAUGCUGAUGUUCAUGAUUCUUCUGUGAAGAUCAACUCAUCUGAAACCACCCCUUCUAAAAUUGCAGUUUGCGAUAAUUCAGAGAAUGAAAGUUUAUCUGUCACAACAUUGGCUACUACUGAGGUUACAAAAGAUCAACAUUCAGAUGAUAAAAUUCAUCAAACAGCUGUAGCUUCAAAAAUCUCUCCUUCGGUUGUCGACCCUCAAACUAAUUCCUUGGCUGGUAGUGCAACUACAGAAAGCAUUAGCCAAUCUGUAGAUCCUGUGACUGCAAAGAUUGUUCCCAGUACAUUAACCACUGUUUAUCCUUCACCACCAGGCUCUGAAUCUAAUCCAAGCUCAUAUGAAUCUGUGUCAGCCAAAAGGCAAGGUCGUAAAACUCAAAACAGACUGGAGCCACCACGACGCCGGGGAAAAAAAUCAGCUCCGGCUUUACCCGUUGCUUCUGAUGCUCUUAUUGGCCAAGAUCCUAAAUUAAGUCAUCAUGCCCAGAUUUCACCAGUGAAUUCACUGGUGGGUAUAGACACUUCAAAUGUUACUCAAGCUAAGGCUUUGGAGGUCCUUUUGCCCAGUGGAGUAGCUAAUGAUUCCAAAAGAAAACAGAGAACCACCAAUCCUGCCCAAAAUAAGCAACAGAAAGUUGCAUCGCCAAGGAUUGACAGUGCACCUGUAUCCUCAGAUAAGGUUGCUCCUUUUGGCCGAAUACAAAAUGUCAAUGAUGUUGCAAGGGUAAUGAAGGAAGUUUUCUCCGGAACUUGCUUGCCAAAGCCUAAAUCUCAUGAUCCUAUUGGGAGCGAAGAUAGAAACACGCCUUUUGUACAUGUGACAACUAAAGCUGCCGCGGAUGCCUCUGGUAGCCAGAGUGUGGAGGAUAAAGCAUGUUCUGAUAUAGAAACUGCUGGGGUAGUGUGUCAAACUGGUAAUGUUGCAGUGAAUGUUGAUGAAAAACAAUCAGAAGGGGAAGGGGCAUCUGAUAUGCAGAAUUUGGAAGGAAAGCCAAGUUUAGAUGCGCCAACUACUGGAGCACCGAGCCUGGCACCUGCCAUGCCAGUGAAGGGGAACAAGCAAGAAUCCGACAUUGCAUCUGAUAAAAACAUGAUUCUUGAGAACAUGGAUCUGCCUAAUGUCAGUAAGCCUGAAACUAUCUGUUCUGGUGAAGUUAAAGCAAAGGCUGAACAGACACAAUAUUAUAUUGAAAACUCGACUACUAAGAGUGAAAUGGAGGCUCUUGAUAUAACUCCUCUUAAUGAUGAGCAAAAGAUUGAUGGUUCUUCUGAGAGGCUUCGUACUAGUGGUUGCUGUACUGAUAUAAGUAUAGAGACAGCCCCCCAUGAGAUAGGUUUAUCUGCGGCUUCUCCUGUUGCUGAGCCUCCUUUAGUGGGUGAUCAUAAUCUUGGAAGCCAAUCUGACUCUUUAGAGAAGUGUUCAAGAUCUUCUCCUGUUGCUAUUGAUGGCACAGGAUGCUCAACAAAUCCUCUGGGACCGGAAAUUUAUAGCAAUAAUCCCGAGUCUAGUCAGGCUGAUAUCUGUGUUCAGAGUCAUUUAUCUGCAAACGAAGCUCCAGAUAUUAUAGAGAACACUUCUAAUGAAAAGUUGGAGCCUUCUGAACCAUCGUCAUCUUUUGCUUGUGCUGAUAACACUAGUUUAUUUGGUCAGGCUGAAAUUUUGAGUGAUCAACCAAAAGUGACACCACCUAGUCCUGCAGUCGAUCCUCAAUCAAGGACAAUAGUAAUUUCUACUAUUUCUGAAAGUGCUGAAAUUAAUUCUAGAAGUGAAACUGAGUCAUCUUUAAAAGCAUCUGCUGAACUCUCUCUUGGAGAGGGCAUUGUUGGGGAUAAAAUUUCUGCAUCAGGCACCGAGCCUCCGAGUUUGAGCUUGGAUCCUGCAUCACCUUCUGAACCAUCUUCAAAAUCACCAGAACCCUCCAUGAAGCGGGGUUCAGAGUCAGCUUCUGAAAAGGAAGGUUCUGUAAGCCCCAAAGCUGUUCAAGCUCAGAAGCACCUAGAUGCAUUAGAACCGUCUGAUCUGCGCGAGACUCCGCUGGUUGAGAGCAUUUCAGAGUCCCUCGUCCAGGAAAGAAGGGAUAUAGAUGAUUCCGUAAGUGAAGUUGUUGUGACCGAUACAGUGGGUGUUUCUGGUCUUGGGGGAGAAACUAUGUCUGAAACUGCGGUUCUACCCCCAUCAACCUUGGUAAAAGAACAAAAUAACGGCUCAGUCCCUCUGGAGAAGUCAAUGGACAAGGCUGUGGCUAACUGCUCUGGAGUCCAGGAGGAAGCAAAAGUUGAUAAAGUGGAAACUGAUGAUCCAAUUGAUUCAUCCACAAGAGGCAUAUAUACUAGUUCAUCAUCAGAUGAAUUGAAAGAUUCUAAAAUCGAGCAGGGCGAUGACUGUAUAGUUGAAGUUGGAGAUGAAUUGAAAGAUUCUAAAAUCGAGCAGGGCGAUAACUGUAUAGUUGAAGUUGGAGAUGAUACAUUGAAGAGCUCAUCUCCUUUGGUAAAGACAGAAGUGGGGACCAGUUCAUCAGGUAAUGAUUGUUCAGAAAGCCAUUCAAUGCCUCUGGGGGUAUCAUUGUGCUCUGAUGACUCAUUUGGUAAACCGGGUGUUCCUCAAGUUGAUGAAUUAAUAACUGUCCCAGACACUGUUCGUCUUUCAUUGUCCCAAUUAAAGGAUGAAGAAAAUGUCGGGGUAUCUGAAAGUAAAUCAGUUGAACUGUCUGAAUCCCAGAAUGACACGGAGGGAUCCAAUGCAGAUCAGAGAAAUUGUUCUGAUAGGUUGCAAUCUGGCCAUCUAGUGACUGUCAGCCAUACUAGUGAGGAUGCAUUGUCAAUGAAAGGCACAAAAUUAGAAGUUGAAAUUAGCGAUAAAAUAAAUGCUACUCCCAUUUCUGAACUUGAGGGUGAUCCAGAAAGGCUUACAUCUAAAAACAUUGACGCUCUUCCUUUUUGCUCGCUGGUGAAGGAAGAUAAUGAUGUGUUAAUUCAGGACGAACAAAAGGAUCCUUUGAUUCUGGAGGGAAGUUGUACAGAUGGCACCAAGGUGCAGGAUUCCAUUGUCAGUCCUUUACCACAGGAGAAAUCAGAAUGCUCUGAAGCUGAGAUGGUUCAUCAAAUAAAGGCAUCAGACUGUGACAUGGUUGAUCCAGGAUUGACAUCCAAAAGCAAGGAAUUAACUUCUUUGUCAGUGAUGGAGGAAGAUAAAGUUGAUGCAUCACCCGAAAGGGAUGUCCUCUGCAACCCACUUGCUGCUACAGAAAAUGAAGAGAAUCAAAUGGAUGAUAAUGAGGAAUCAAAGCCUUUAGAAGUUGAGACUGGUCAUCAAAUCGAGGCAUCUACAGAUAUUUCUGAAAGCAGUGCUGCUGAGAUUGCAAAUGUAUCUCAAGCUCCUAAUUCCUCAGCAUCGGUCGAAAAGGAGGAAGGCUUAUCUGAGAAAGGUGUAGAUGAAAGCACAGCUAAAAUGCAGGCUGAUGUAGGAGAUGGAAUGGAUAUUUCAUCUGUAUGCUCUUCAGCAGCAGUGAGUGAGCUUGUUGAGUUGUCUGAGAAGGAUUCAAUUGGAAACUCUGAAACUGAUGUAACUAAAGAGAAAGAUGAUGUCGCACAAGAAGAAAAUGCACCAAGAGACUGAGAAAUGUAACAGUAAUCAAAAGUGUAUGAAAUUCAUGAUCAAAGGAACAUUGUUCGAAGUUCAGAUUGUAAAUGGAAGUGCCCCUGAAGAGCAGAGCUUGUAUGAGAAAGAAGCCCUGGAAUAUGAAACUGAGAAAUGAAAUCAGUCCCUGUAUAUAUUAUAUUAUAUAUCAUAUGUAGGUGUUAUGUUGUACAUAUAUAUGUUGUAAUUUAACUUCUAUUUAUAUCCCACUGGUUUAACUGAGUUGAUAUAUCAGGUCCAACGACCAACAUUCAUCUAAGCAGUCAUUUUUGCCGCGACACAUUUGUUGAAACAGUAUCACAACAAUUUUAAUGGCAUUAAUUAUUCCAAGGUUAAUUUUUUUCAAA